Messenger RNA from Metopolophium dirhodum (rose-grain aphid), 1263 nucleotides. RefSeq lists its product as uncharacterized. The transcript is spliced from 3 exons. Bases 1 to 1263 code for a protein of 420 amino acids. NCBI's taxonomy places the organism in Eukaryota, Metazoa, Arthropoda, Insecta, Hemiptera, Aphididae. The record is from RefSeq and is a predicted model, not a curated record.
AUGGACGACGUGGUUGCAGCUGCUGCUACUGUAAUUGUUCUAUCUUGUAGUCAAUUAUUAAUUGCGAAAAAACAGAAAAAAAGACGUGAAAGAAGGUGGUGGAUGACGUCGUUAAACAGAAGUAGAGAACGAUAUAAUGCCUCAGAUAUGCUGUUGGCUCUACGGGCAGAACCAUCGGGGAAAUUCCAAAACUUCUGUCGAAUGUCGUCAGAAGAUUUUGAAUUUAUUCUUACUAAAAUUGGGCCGAAAAUCAGCAAACAAGACACUAACAUGCGGAAGGCAAUACCAAUCCAAGAGCGUUUGGCAGUCACUCUCCGAUUUCUGGCUACAGGUGAUAGCUUUGUAAGCUUGGAAUACCUAUUUAGGAUAUCACAUCAAUCAAUAAGCCGCAUCGUACCGGAAGUUUGCCUAGCUAUUAUUGAUGCACUAAAAGAUCAAAUAAAACUGCCAAAAUCACAGGAAGAUUGGAAAACAAUAGCAAAUGGGUUUCAACGUGAUUGGAAUUUUCCACAUUGUGUAGGAGCAGUUGAUGGAAAACAUGUACUAUUGCAAGCUCCAUUUAACAGUGAAUCUGAGUUCUUCAACUACAAGAAGUCAUUCAGCAUUAUACUCAUGGCAUUUGUUAACUCAGAAUAUUGUUUUACAUUUGUUGAUGUUGGUGCUCAAGGAAGAAUGAACGAUGCGGGUGUGUAUGCUACCACGAGUGUUUAUCGCAAAAUAAUUCGUAAUGAACUUCUCCUUCCACCACCUGAGCCCUUAUUAGGACGACUGAAGAAGGUUCCAUAUGUUUUUAUAGGCGACGAUGCAUUUCCCAUGAGUAAUACUCUUCUAAAACCUUACGGAGGAAAUCAUCAAAAAGGUAGUUUAGAACGAAUUUUCAAUUAUCGUUUGUGUCGUGCACGUAGAGUUGUGGAAAACGUUUUUGGUAUUUAUGCAUCAGUUUUUCGAGUGUUCAGAUCACCUAUGUUACUACAACCAGAUAAAGCUGCUUUAAUAUGCAUGACAUGCUGUUUACUUCAUAAUUUUCUACGGAGAAGCGCAACAUCAAGAAAAAUCUAUGCCCCAACUGGUACUUUUGAUUAUGAAGAGGAUGGAGAAUUGAUUCACGGAACAUGGCGCAACGAUAUACAAGGGAUGACAUCUUUCAAUCCACUGGUAAAAAAACCUAGGAAACCCUCCGAGAAAGCAAAGGACAUUCGGCGAGAGUUUACAGAAUACUGUAUGACAAGUGGAGCAGUAGAAUGGCAGAAUUAUAUUGAUUAG